Molecule: messenger RNA, 2230 nt
Organism: Hyla sarda
Lineage: Eukaryota; Metazoa; Chordata; Amphibia; Anura; Hylidae
Gene: RTN2
Product: reticulon 2
Exons: 9
Coding region: 773-2032 (419 amino acids)
Source: RefSeq, a predicted model, not a curated record
GCCCCGUACCCUUGCUGCAGCCUCCCUCAGUGUCCCCAGGGCCCCUUGCACCUGUUUCCCCCCUGUACAUAUGUUCUGCAGUGUAUUCUAUUAUAAAAUGUCUUGUUGCUUUGAGUUGUACCAUGUGAUAUGUCAUGUGAUUGUUGCCCAGGAGGUACCAGUGACCAGGUGAUCCCAAGAACGACCUAUGGGCUCCCUGCUAGUCUCCCCCAUAUAAGCCCUGGGUGGAGCUUCUCUCUCUUCUGCUGAGGUCCAGUGCAGUCUUGUCUAGUGUGUGUGUCCAGAAUGUUGGAGACCUCAAAGUCCAGUCCUGCAGCCGCCAUCAAGUCAAGUAAAGUCCCAGCUUUAUGAGUCAAGUCAGUCCCUGUCAUCUGUCAAGUCACGUGGUCUGCAUUCAAUUCUCCAGUCCUACUACAAGUCCCAGCAAGCCCUUAAGGUCUCUGCAUCACUGGUCACCUCCUUGGGCCCUGGCUGAACUGUAUAGACUUUACCAUCUGUCUACCCUCAGUAAAGCUACCGUUGUCCAUAACUUGGCGUCAGAGUCUUUAUUGCCCCUGUGCCUAGCGCAGGAUCUGGUGGUAUCGAGGAUAAACCACUCCCUGGCGUCACGAAUAUAAGGGGUUAACAACAUCUGCCCUAUUCAUACCCCACUACCACAUUAUUUUAUUGAGGCUUCUGCAGGAUUUGCAGGACCCACUGGUAUAGCGCCUGACCACCCGCAGCAGCCUCCUGACCGCCCGUACCCGCCCGCAGCAGCCUCCUGACCGCCCGCAUGUAUUGGGUUUGGUCCCGCGGGAUCCCAAUCCCAAUGCAGGGCUCUACAUCAUGUUCUAUUUUGCUACAAUGUUUUAUCUCACUUUGUGUUGUAUUUUGUUACAAUGUUUUAUGUUGUAUUGCAUGGUGUUUUGUAUCAUUGUGUCCUAUUAUUUUGUUUAUUGUUCUGAUGUUUUAUGUUCUAUUGUAUUGUGUUUUUCUCUCUUAUCAUCAUCUUAAUCCUCCACACUUUAAUUUUUGUGUCUUUUUGUGUCUACACUAUUUGGGAUCGGGAGGCCACACCCCUGAGGCCAUCCAUCCAUCGCCUGCAGAGCAUUGUGACCUCGAUGAUGACACGGUGACCCCGGCUGAUCUAUGGCCCUUACCUUCACCUCAGGAGCCAACCUUUUCUUACAUAACCAUUGGAAGCUCAGUUCCAUUACCUCGUCCCACAGUUAGGGCCCGGAAGGGACGAGGUUUGGGCCGAGGACUAUUACCAAGGAAAGAGGAACCGGAAGAGGAGACUGUGACCUUUGUUCUUCUAGAGAAGGCGUGUCAGAUAACACAAGACCUGCCCCUGAGGAACUACGAGGAACAGACACUGGUGGAGAAACCCCAGCCGAGAGUGUCAGGGAUCACAAUGGACGUCGGCCGCAGAGACUCCCACCACCUGUUACCCCAGAGCCGAAGCAGCUACCAGGAGGAAACCAUGAGGAAAGCGGUGGCCGACCUCCUGUACUGGAGGGACAUCACCCUCUCCACCGGAUGUCUCACUGGCAUCACCCUGUGCCUGCUAUGUCUCAUCCAGUUCAGUGUGAUCAGCGUCCUAUCAUACGCCUGUCUCCUCAUCCUCUGCGCGGCCUUCACCAUGCGGCUCUACUACAAACUCCUGAAGAAAGGAGACGGAGGCAAUCCCUUCCAGAAGUACCUGGACAUGGAGCCGAUUCUCCCCCCUCAGCAGGUGGAGGUGGUCGCCUCUCGUCUUGUUGUUCUCUUCUUUGCUGCACUCUCCACCCUCCGCAGACUCUUCUUAGUGCAGGACACAAAGGAGUCACUAAAGUUCUUACUCCUCCUCUACCUCCUCACGUAUGUUGGCGCUGUGGUGAAUGGACUGACCCUCCUGCUUCUCGGGGUGAUCGGAGUAUUUACAUUUCCUGUCUUGUACAAACACAACCAGGCGCUGGUCGAUCGAUACGUCUCCAUGGUCACAGGACGGUUCGCAUCAUUUAGGGCAAAGUUUCGUGCUCAGCUGAGAAAACAAGGAUCCAAAAAGGACUGAGGGCAUGUGGACCCCCCCCGCACCGCACCUCCCCCUCCGGGCUUGACACCAUGUGACACAAGGGUCUUACCCAUCCAAAGCAACUUCCAGCGAAAUCCACAAAAAUUACUCCCAUCAUUGUUACACAAAGAACAAGUCACAGGAUGAGGAUUUUAUAAUUCUGUGCACAAUAAAUUGUCUGUUUUUUUUAUUUUAAUU